UUUUCCCUUCCUCCAUUUCUUCUCAGCUUUCCUUCUUCCUCGGUCGCUUUUGGUGUCUGUCCGUCCUCCUCCUCCUCCUCCUCCUCCUCCUCCUCCUUCGCCUUCUCCUCAAUCCUAAGCCUACUUGCUUCGAUUUUCCUUCCACUCCUUCCCUGCCCUACUCACUCUGCUGUCAACCUAUCUAUACAGGGUCAAUUGCUGUCCCUUCCUCUCGAAUCAAUUGGUUUGCAGCCAGCAAUUCCGUUGUCUCGCUUACCGGCUGAAGGGGCGCACUUCCGCUCUUCCGGCCGAAGCGAUCCAGUGACACCACCACCACCAUCACCGCCUUUCCUUCUGCCGGUUAGCCCGCCUUUCUUACCUUUCUUCUCCGAACAUCUCCUCACCAACUUCCUCUAAAUCGAUAGAGGAUUUUUCUUUACCAUGGCCAGUCCGACUGCUCUCACGAUAGCCCCUGGUCCGGGUCCAGCGCCGCUGGCUCCCGCACUGGCUGCCAAGCCAGCUAUCUCACCGUCUCCUGGUCCGGGCACACCCGGCUCCGUCACCUCCAAGGAAUGGGUGAUUCCUCCUCGCCCCAAACCUGGUCGCAAGCCGGCCACCGACACUCCACCCACCAAACGCAAGGCCCAGAAUCGAGCCGCUCAGAGAGCGUUCCGCGAACGUCGAGCCGCCCGCGUCAACGAGCUCGAGGAUCAGAUCAAGAAAAUCGAAGAUGAGCACGAGAUUCAUAUCGCUGCCUUCAAGGACCAGAUUGCAAGCCUGUCCAGCGAUGUCGAACAAUGUCGAAGUGAGAUGGCUUGGUGGCGCGACCGAUGCCAUGCCUUGGAGAAGGAGGUUUCUGUCGAACGGAGUGCGAAGGAGACUCUGGUGCGAGAGUUCCGGACAACUCUUACCGACAAGAGCUCCGACAAGGCUCCUCUGACCCGAAUCGCUGCGAGAAACCCGACCGAAGACCGAGCGGCCAGUGAUCGCGGGUUGCCGACCGGCAGGUCUACCGCCGUGGUUGAAGAACCACGGGAGGAGGUUCCGUUGGGCUGCGGGGAUUGCUCCUCUGUCCACUGUCAGUGUAUUGAGGAUGCUUUUGCCAUUCCGGGAGUUGAGACUCGGUCUUCGCUGGGCAAGCGGCCUGGCAGUCCUAGUCUCACACGACCCGAACCCGAGAUCAAACCGGAGCCUGAGGAGAUGGAGAUCGACUUCACCACGCGGUUCGCCGCACCGCAUACUAUUCAAGACGACCAUAGCACCUCCGUCUCAUCGCCAGCUGUAGACCCCUGCGGGUUCUGCCAGGAUGGAACACCCUGUAUUUGCGCCGAGAUGGCGGCCCAGGAGGAAGAGCGUCGAAGGAACUCUUUUGAGAACAAUCGGCUGGCGCCCAUUCAGAACCUAUCUCAAUUCACACCACCCCCAUCGGAAGGCGACGUUCGGUCCGACGUCACGCUACCCCCAAUCAGUCAGGCCACAAAUCCGUGUGCCAAUGGGCCGGGAACAUGCGCGCAAUGUCAGUCCGAUCCACGCCGGACCCUUUUUUGCAAGACGCUGGCGGCCUCCCGCUCCGCCAGCGCUGCCUCCUCCGGUUGCUGCGGCGGUAAGGGCGCCGAUGGCGGGUGCUGCAUGUCUCGCGGGGGCAACCCUCCCCAACCCACUGCCAGUUCGCGUCGCUCCAACACGCCCUCCUUAACCCUCUCCUGUGCUGAUGCCUUUACCACCCUCUCCCGGCAUCCUAAUUUCUCUCGAGCAAGUGACGAUAUCUCCGCCUGGCUCCCUAAACUCCACACCCUCCCCAAACCCCAGGAGGUAGCUCCGCCCGGCUCCCGAGCGGCCCUCGAAGUCGAGGCUGCCAGCGUCAUGGGCGUCUUGCGAUACUUUGAUCGACGGUUCGCCGAUAAAUAGAUGGCGGACGAACCCUUCUUUCUUCACUUAUCUGCACUUGUCUUUUUAUUCUCAGUGAUACCCAACACCCGAUUCAUGAAUGUUUGAGUUUGUAUUAUACAAGACUAUACACUCCCGAACCUCUUACCUCUGUCUCCUCCCUCCAUCCUCCUCCCUAACGAAUCUCUCCCCCUG
Aspergillus brunneoviolaceus CBS 621.78 is the source of this 2061-nucleotide messenger RNA. RefSeq names its product bZIP transcription factor HapX (gene hapX). Lineage: Eukaryota; Fungi; Ascomycota; Eurotiomycetes; Eurotiales; Aspergillaceae. The transcript has 2 exons. The record is from RefSeq and is a predicted model, not a curated record. Gene Ontology annotation, cellular component: RNA polymerase II transcription regulator complex; nucleus. The coding region runs from base 421 to 1887 and encodes 488 amino acids. Gene Ontology annotation, molecular function: DNA-binding transcription activator activity, RNA polymerase II-specific; transcription cis-regulatory region binding.